AUGAAUCUGUAAUUUACUUCCGGUUGUCAACCUUGACGAGGAAACUGGCCUUGGCAAAGGUCGACAUUACUGUGAUUAUUCGAUAUUUAGGAACUGACUAUUGCAGAUCAGCAGUUUGAAGGUGUCAGAUAAAAAUCAUUAUGGCUGCUAAACCUCAGACUGACCAUGACAGACGCAAGCAAAUUAGUAUAAGGGGAAUUGCACCCGUGGAAAAUGUUGUAGAUUUGAAGAAAGCAUUCAAUAGGCAUCUCCACUAUACUAUAGUGAAGGAUAGGAAUGUUGCUACACCAAGAGAUUACUAUUUGGCACUUGCACAUACAAUAAGAGACCAUUUAGUUGGACGUUGGAUUCGUACACAGCAACAUUAUUAUGAAAAGGAUCCAAAGAGAGUAUAUUACUUAUCUUUGGAGUUCUACAUGGGACGUACACUAGCCAACACUAUGGUUAAUCUUGGAAUACAAUCCUCAUGUGAUGAAGCAUUAUAUCAGCUAGGACUAGAUAUAGAAGAAUUAGAGGAGAUAGAAGAGGAUGCUGGUCUGGGUAAUGGAGGACUUGGUCGUCUGGCUGCAUGUUUCCUUGAUUCCAUGGCAACACUUGGGCUGGCUGCGUAUGGUUAUGGUAUACGAUAUGAUUAUGGUAUAUUUGCACAGAAAAUAGAAAAUGGUUGGCAGGUAGAAGAACCAGAUGAAUGGUUGAGGUAUGGAAAUCCAUGGGAGAAAGCUAGACCAGAAUAUGUACUUCCUAUCAACUUCUAUGGUAGAGUCGAGGAGACUGGUGGAAAGAAAAGAUGGGUUGAUACUCAGGUUGUAUUUGCUAUGCCAUAUGACAGUCCUAUACCUGGGUAUGGUAACAACACUGUCAACACCAUGAGAUUAUGGUCAGCCAAAGCAUCCAGCAACUUUGAUCUCAAAUUCUUCAACAAUGGAGAGUAUAUCCAGGCUGUAUGUGAUAGAAAUGAAGCAGAAAACAUAUCUAGAGUAUUGUACCCUAAUGAUAAUUUCUUUGAAGGAAAGGAGUUGAGAUUGAAGCAGGAAUAUUUCCUUGUUGCUGCUACUCUACAGGACAUCAUACGUAGAUUUAAGUCUUCCAGAUUUGGUAGCAGAGAUCCUAUCAGAACUUCAUUUGACUCCUUCCCUGAUAAGGUUGCUAUUCAAUUGAAUGAUACCCACCCAUCUUUAGCCAUACCAGAAUUACUAAGGAUAUUAGUUGAUAUUGAAGGUUUACCUUGGGACAAAGCGUGGGAAGUCACUGUCAAAGCCUGUGCUUAUACUAACCAUACAGUCUUACCUGAGGCUCUAGAAAGAUGGCCAGUCCACUUGUUAGAGAAACUUUUACCCAGACAUUUAGAGAUCAUUUAUUAUAUUAACCAUCUGUUCUUACAGGAAGUUGCCAAGAAAUUUCCUGGUGACUAUGACAGAAUGAAGAGAAUGUCCCUUGUUGAAGAAGAUGGAGAGAAAAGGGUCAAUAUGGCUUACAUGGCCAUUGUUGGUUCACAUGCAGUGAAUGGUGUAGCAGCCAUACAUUCUCAAAUCAUUAAAAAUGACACGUUUAGGGAUUUUGCUGAAAUGUUCCCAGAUCGAUUCCAGAAUAAGACCAAUGGGAUCACUCCUAGAAGAUGGUUGUUACUGUGUAACCCAGGAUUAUCUGAUGUAAUUGCAGAGAAAAUUGGAGAAGAAUGGGUGACAAACUUGUUUGCAUUGAAAGGACUGAAGAAAUUUGCAACAGAUGAAACAUUCCUUAGAGCUAUUAUUAAAGUGAAACAGGAAAACAAAAUGAAAUUGGCUGAAUACAUAAAGCAGGAGUUCAACAUUACAGUAAACACCUCAUCCAUAUUUGAUAUCCAAGUUAAGAGAAUCCAUGAGUAUAAACGUCAACUGCUGAAUUGUUUCCAUAUGAUCGUCCUGUACAACAGACUGAAGAAAAAUCCCAGCAUGAAAUUCACUCCUAGAACAAUCAUGAUUGGAGGGAAAGCAGCACCAGGCUACCACAUGGCUAAAUUAAUUAUCAAAUUGAUCAACAAUGUAGGACGUACUGUAAACAAUGAUCCAAUCAUUGGCGAUCGCCUCAAAAUUGUCUACCUUGAAAAUUACCGUGUAUCCCUAGCUGAAAAGAUUAUUCCUGCUGCUGACCUCAGUGAACAGAUAUCUACUGCUGGAACAGAGGCUUCUGGGACAGGAAACAUGAAGUUUCAGUUGAAUGGUGCCCUGACUAUUGGUACUUUAGAUGGUGCUAAUGUGGAGAUGAGGGAGGAGAUGGGAGAUGAGAAUAUCUUCAUCUUUGGAAUGAAUGUUGAUGAAGUUGAGGAAACCAAAAGACAAGGUUACAAUGCCAGAGAUUAUUAUGAGAAGAAUGGUGAAUUGAGACAGUUGCUGGAUCAAAUCAACAAUGGUUAUUUCUCUCCCGAGGAUCCAAACAUGUUCAAAGAUAUCUACAACAACAUCAUGUAUACUGAUAGGUUUAUGUUAUGUAAAGACUUUGAAUCCUACAUUAGUUGCCAGGAUAGAGUUAGUGAAGUGUUCAGGAACCCACUGGAAUGGGCCAAGAUGUGCUUGCUGAACAUAGCAUCCUCAGGAAAAUUCUCAAGUGAUCGUACAAUUUCUGAAUAUGCCAAAGACAUCUGGGGAGUAGAACCAAAUGAUAUUAAACUGCCAGCUCCACACGAGACACCAGAAGAUUUUGGUUUGGAUGUUAAAACAGCUAAAAAAUAAACAAAUCUGUAUUGAUGACAUUCAGAUCUGAUUAUAGACUUCUAAUAUAGAUUAUAAAUCAUUCUAGCGAAAGUGAGAUGUUAAGAUUUUAAGCAAGGGGAUGUCCAUUGUCUAUUUAAUAAGUGCUAUUUUUUUUUGCUUGCCAAUCAAUAUCUUGUGGUUUUGUCAUUUCAAUGAUGUUUGAAUGGCAAAUUUUUUGCAUUAGAAAUAUUCCCCUUUAACAAAAUUAAAGAUUAAUGAUUUGAUGUUAGCUUUUAUUUUGUACUUUUUAUUACAAAUAUUAUGACACUGUAAAAUUGAUAUGAAUGUCUGAUGUGAUGCCAGUAUGACCAUUUGUAUUUAAUGUCUAAUCCCAGUGCUUUCAAUAAGGUAAAGCUGGAGUGACAUAACGAGUUUGUAGGCAGUAACUCUUUUUACAUACCAGAUUAGGUUAAGAUUGGGUAAAACAGUUAAAAUAAAAGUACAGACAAAGAUUUUAUAGUACCUAUUUAUUUUUACCUCUGUGAAAACUUGCAAUCAAAGUUUUUGUUUCAUGGAAAUUGGUUUCAUAUGGUGGUCAUUUUUUAUGUGACUGGAGGUGCAGGAAGGGAAUAUACCCUUAGGUCCAUUGGAAAUACAUACCUCAAAUGAAAAAAUGAAACAGCAUUACUUUAAGAAAACAUGCUUUAUUUUUUAGAUUUAGAUACAAGUUCUGCUCCAAUUGGAUUAACAUUAUCUUAACCCUUUACAUUUAAAGGUUGCAGAAUUUUGUGCUUAUUUGAUAAAACUGUUAAAGUAUAUAAUUUAGUUGAACACUAUUCCAAUAAUCUAGAUAAACACUUUUCCAUUAAAAUGAAACUGAAAGGGUAGGAAGUUUCAUACUUUUGGACUUGUGUCAGGGUUCAUUUAUAGUUGUGUAUCCAUUCGAUGAUAUGCAAAUUAUCCAAAGAAAGUUUGUUGACUGCGGAAGGUUUUUGAAAGUCCCUUUGUUAAACAGUAUCCAACUUGAAAACAUACAAUUAUACAUAUUUAUAUAACUUACUAAUGAAAAGAAUAUCAACAGAAGUUCUGAUUACAUAUUUUUGUCGAGCCUGCGACUUUUGUAGCAGAAAGCUCGACAUAGGGAUAGUGAUCCGGCGGCGGCGGCGGUAGCUAACUUCUUAAAAGCUUUAUAUUUUAGAAGCUAGAAGACCUGGAUGCUUCAUACUUUGUAUAUAGAUGCUUUAUGUUACGAAGUUUCCGUCUGUCAUAUGUCCAUUGUCCUUGACCUCAUUUUCAUGGUUCAGUGACUACUUGAAAAAAAAGUCAAUAUUUUUUGUAAUGUUAAUUUCUUUCUUAUUAUGAGUAAUAGGAUAACUAUAUUUAGUAUGUGCGUACCUUGCAAGGUCCUCAUGCCCGUCAGACAAUUUUCAUUUGUCCUCGACCUCAUUUCAUGGAUCAGUGAACAAGGUUAAGUUUUCGUGGUCAAGUCCGUAUAUCAGAUACAAUAAGCAGUAGGGCUACUAUAUUUGGUAUAUGGAAUGAUUGUAAGGUGUACAUGUCCAACUGGUAGGUGUCAUCUGACCUUGACCUCAUUUUCAUGGUUCAGUGGUCAAAGUUAAGUUUUUGAGUUUUGGUCUUUUUUUCUAAUACUAUAUGCAAUAGGUCAACUAUAUUUAGUAUGUGCGUACCUUGCAAGGUCCUCAUGCCCGUCAGACAAUUUUCAUUUGUUUUCGACCUCAUUUCAUGGAUCAGUGAACAAGGUUAAGUUUUCGUGGUCAAGUCCAUAUAUCAGAUACUAUAAGCAGUAGGGCUACUAUAUUUGGUAUAUGGAAUGAUUGUAAGGUGUACAUGUCCAACUGGUAGGUGUCAUCUGACCUUGACCUCAUUUUCAUGGUUCAGUGGUCAAAGUUAAGUUUUUGAGUUUUGGUCUUUUUUUCUAAUACUAUAUGCAAUAGGUCAACUAUAUUUGGUGUUUGGAAAUAUUUUAUGAUGUACAUGUCAGUCUCGCAGGUUUUAUUUGACCUUGACCUCAUUUCCACGGUUCAUUUCUCAGUGUUUAGUUUUUGUGUUUUGGUCUGUUUUUCUUCAACUAUAAGCAAUAGAUCAACUAUAUUUGUUGUAUGGAAGGAUUGUAAGGUGUAUAUGUCUGUCUGGCAGGUAUCAUCUGACCUUGACCUCAUUUUCAUGGUUCAUUGGUCAAUAUUUAGUUUUCUUGGUUAAACUGUUUCUUAGAAACUAUAAGCAAUAGGUCAACUAUGUUUGGUUUAUUGAAUGAUUGUAAGGUGUACAUGUAUUUCUCGUUUGGUUUAUCUGACCUUGACCUCAUUUUCUUGGAUCAUGUUAAGUUUAUGUGUUACUUGUAGUAAAGCUUUAUAUUUAGGACUAUCAACAUAAAAUCAAUGGUUUGUAAAGAAGGCGAGACAUUUCAGUGUGUGCACUCUUGUUAGUUUAAUAUGGUAUUUUUAGUGUCUGAUAGUCUCUAAACUGUGUUUACAGAAAAUUAAGGAUGUUUUAACAAAUAAAGGAGGAUACUUGAGAUGCAGAACAAAUAUUUUUGUUUUAUAAAGCAUUAUUCAUUUGUGUGAGAAUGUCACUUGUUUAAAGUAUGCUAAACUAGUUAUAUAUUUAUAUAUAUAUAUAUAAUUUUUAUUUUAAUAGUUAGUUUUAUGUUGUUUUUAAGCAUGACUAUCUUUAGAAAUCAAGUUCUUAUCAAAGUGACUAACUGUCAUUUGUACAUUUCGUAGAUUGACUGUUAAGAAAAUAUUUGCAAAUUUAUUUCACCCUUUUUUUUUGUUGAUGUUAAUUGUUUAGAAUGUUGUAAUGAUUUACAUUAAUACCCAUGUAUUUAGUUUUUAUUGCAUAAUUUAAUAGUUUAUUUUUUACCUCAAAGCCACAAAAACCAAUACAGUGUAUGACAAUCUGAUACUUAAAGUUGCUGUUCAGAUUUUUAUCUUCUAGCUUUUCCAAAAAAGUGGGUUUUUUUCAUAAAAAAGAUUCUUGUUUAGUGCAAGAUGUCAUACUUUAAAAUCACACCCUACCUUGUUGAAAAAGUACUACCUAAAUAUAUUUCCAUUGUAUAAUUAGAUGUACUUUCACAAAAUAGUUUUAAUUUAAAAAGACUAUUAAAGAAUGGAAGAAUAUUGAAUUUCAGUCUGAAUUUACAUAGGACAUUGGGGCAACAAGUUUUUUUUUUUAUACAGGAAGGAAACUUUCAAACAAUAUGUUAAUAUUCAUAAAAUCUGUCUUUCAUUGAAGGUUUCAGGCACUUAUUUAACAAUGAUUUUGUUGGACAUUUAUAAAUCAUAAAAGAAAAAUUGUUACCUUUGCUCUACAUUUGUCAGUAGUUUACAAGUUGAACAUUGCAUUCAUUAAUUGUAAACAGUUUCUUUGAUUCCAGUACACUAACUCUCUAAGUAAAUACAAAGUUAAUUUAUGAAAUUUUAUUGAGUAGCAAAAAGGAAAAAAAUCUGCACAUUAAUUUUAAGUCGGAUUUCUCACUUAGCUUUAAUUUUGCUAUUUUUUAUAUUUAUUUUUUUUUAUGUUAAUUUCCUUGUUAACGAGUUCUCAAAUAACAUCAUUUCAUACAUAUACAUUUUGUAAGAACAAAUUAACUUUAAAUAACAUUUUUUGUGAUUUAGAUUGAUUGAUUGAUUUAAAAUUGGUGUUUAACAACACUUUCAGCUCUAUUGACUAUAUUGUGGUUGGAAGAAUGUUGAAACGAAACAUUGUUGCUGAAAAUUUAACUUCUGCAGCAUUAGUAGCAGGGUUUUCUGGAUUAUAACAAAGGAGAAAACCAAACUACCCCUUUGUUUUAUGCUAUUCAGAAAAUAAUGGCAUGCCUUUCAUGUCUGUACUGGUAAAAUGAUUACACAUUAUAACAAUAAUAUGGUUUCAAAUGAAAGUGUUUUAUACAGGUUCUUAACCAGCAAAUAUUAAAAUUGUUGGUAUUUAUUAAACUGUAUUUAUAAUUGUUUUAUUAAAAGUAAUAGAAUGAAGUAGAUUAAAAAAAGAUUUAUUGAUAGAUGUGCAAUAUAUAAAUUUUGUAUGGUCGUUUGUAGUAAUUAUUAAAUCAUUUUAUACACAAGUAUAUAAUAUGGGAAGUGUUUAAUAGUAUUGAAUUUUAGAGUACUUUUACAUACCAGAAUACCAGUUUGUAUGAAAUCCUUAGAUAAAUUUACUAUUACUUAUUGAAAAUGUACCUAAAAUGAUAGAACCAAAGAAUGAUUUGAAUCAGUUAAAAGAGUUCCGAGGAAACAAAAAUAUUGAUACAAAAUAUGACAAUUCUGAUCAAUUUUAAAUAUUUGAAUUCUCAGUCUUUUGAUUUGUUGGUUAAAUUUGUCUUAAAGAAACAUUGGAAAGGAUCAUGGUAAACGGUUACAAUUUGUUUCCAAUUUUUUGUAUAUUUAGACAAUAAGAUAUGACUAAACUAAACUAGAGAAAAUUGUCAUAAGUUUAUAAAAGAUCAUAAAUUGUAAAUCCUACAAAAACUAAGUAGCAGCUAAUGGAUAAGGCAGGAAAUUGUUCAGUCAAUUUUACAAAAGUAGGGGGUCAAUCAAUUCUUUAGCCAAGACUAUGAUAGGAUUGUAUGCUAUAAAUCCUGGAAAGGAUAUCCUUUAGCAUUAAGCAGGAGUUUGUGCUAAAAGUAAAGCUGGAUUCAGUUUUUUUUUUGUGUGAGGAGGGAUACAUGAGGGAUUAUUGAGUUAUAAAUCCUGCAGGCUUGAGUUUUUAUUUAGACAGAGAAGAUUGAGAUCUUGGGCUAUAAAUCCUACAAAAACCAGCUUUAUGCAAGGGUUAUAAAAAUCAGUUCUUGUGCUGGAAAUCCUAUAAAGGCCAGCUUUUAGUUAGAUAAGACAAGUAGGAUGGUGUGCCAUGCUAUAAAUCCUGAUUGUGUGAUAUGACAUCAUUCCUGUCUGCAUUCUCUUUUUACUUUACUGUAGCAUGCUUGAUGUAAAUUUGUAUUCAUAUGUUAGGAUUGUUAUUUUAUUUAAUAUUCUAUUUGUAAAUUUGCAUAAUUGAAACAUGCAAUUAAAAAUAGUGAUACUGUUGA
This is a messenger RNA of Mytilus californianus (California mussel), 7716 nucleotides long. Its product is annotated as glycogen phosphorylase, muscle form-like. Bases 141 to 2708 code for a protein of 855 amino acids. Gene Ontology annotation, biological process: glycogen catabolic process. NCBI's taxonomy places the organism in Eukaryota, Metazoa, Mollusca, Bivalvia, Mytilida, Mytilidae. The transcript is spliced from 16 exons. Gene Ontology annotation, cellular component: cytoplasm. Gene Ontology annotation, molecular function: glycogen phosphorylase activity; pyridoxal phosphate binding. The record is from RefSeq and is a predicted model, not a curated record.